Molecule: messenger RNA, 1230 nt
Organism: Scheffersomyces coipomensis
Lineage: Eukaryota; Fungi; Ascomycota; Pichiomycetes; Serinales; Debaryomycetaceae
Exons: 1
Coding region: 253-813 (186 amino acids)
Biological process (GO): vacuolar protein processing
Cellular component (GO): intracellular membrane-bounded organelle
Source: RefSeq, a predicted model, not a curated record
UAUUAUUUAUAGUUUAAUAAGUAUUUAUAUAAUAAUAAUAUAUUUAAUUCAUUUAAACUUGGUUGAUUGGAAGUGUAAGUAUGUUAAUGCAAAAAGUGAACAACUAUGAGCCGCACGGCGACAUUAAUUAUGUCGACAAGCAUUUUAACGACAUAUUUGAUCUCCAGCUGACCAUUUUGUUUGACGUCAAAAGAUAAUAUAUUAAGCUUCAUAAAUACAUACUACUUCAUUACCAAGGUCAAUUCUAUCGAUAUGGCAUCUCAAAGUGGUAAGAAACAAGCCACUUCCAACGUGAAGACAUUACAAGAAUUACAUUUGAUAUCAUUAGCUAUCAAUGUUCUUAGUAUUAUUGCAUUAUUCAUCUUUAAACGACCAUCCAAUUGGUUUCCAUGGAUUAUAAUAUCAUUACCAUCAUGGGGAUUACAAUAUUUCAUUGAAAAGGGAGGGAGACCAAGAUUCAAUGAUGAAGGGAAAUUACUUCGUGUGGGUGAUGAUUUGAAAUUAUCAGGAUCAUUAUAUGAAUAUUUCUUUGAUGUGAUUUAUGUUACUUGGAUUUUAGAUAUUUUAAUGAUUGUGUUUGGUACCAAUUUUAUAUGGUGGAUUUAUUUAAUUAUCCCUGGAUUUGCCGGAUAUAAGAUUUGGGGAUUCAUUGCUCCAUUUUUAUUUAAAUCAAAAGGUGGUGCUGCUGCUGUUCCUAAAGGUUUACUGGAAUCAACUGAUAAUGAGUCAAAUGAUGCAAAUAAUGGUAAGAGUAAACGUAGACAAAAGUUAGAGGCAAGAAGAGAUAAAGGUCCAUCUGUUAAGUAUAGAUAAGAUAGUUUAUAAUUAGUUCAUUCAUUUAUCCUACUUAACCUUGUAUAUAGACGACUACAUUAAUACAAAACAAAAAAUAAGUUAUAAUCAAAAGAUCUUAUUCAAACUAUUGGGCGAGUUGGAAGAAAUAAACGAGACGGUAAAUUCCACAUACUAUUAAGUUAGAAAGUAUUGUAAGACUAAAAUUUCAAAACCUAGAUCAGUUAGUAAAAUGAUUCUAAAUAACAGUUAGAUAGGUCUUUUCAGUAAAAGACUAAGGCUAGAUGAGUUAGUAGUUUAUCUAUCCUAAAUAAGAGUUAAAAAUUUGAAAGACAUUUCAACCUAAAAUACUUUGGAAAAUAAACGAGUUCCUAGGAAUCCAAUUCAAAAAAUCAUAGAUGAUGAAUACAGUCUAUAUAUAUAAAAGUAAAACCACAU